This is a messenger RNA of Ixodes scapularis (black-legged tick), 865 nucleotides long. RefSeq names its product proteasome subunit beta type-3 (gene Prosbeta3). Gene Ontology annotation, cellular component: proteasome core complex; proteasome core complex, beta-subunit complex. The transcript has a single exon. The record is from RefSeq and is a predicted model, not a curated record. Lineage: Eukaryota; Metazoa; Arthropoda; Arachnida; Ixodida; Ixodidae. Gene Ontology annotation, biological process: proteasome-mediated ubiquitin-dependent protein catabolic process. Bases 147 to 764 code for a protein of 205 amino acids.
GUUAAAGAAGCCAAUCCGAUCCAGGUGCGAAAGCCUGUCUUGUCGCUUUUCCUUCAUUCUGAAAAGUCAUUGUACGCUUGUCGCAAAUUUCCGACUUCAUCGUUUCUGGACUCGCUGGGUCGCCGGAACCCCACCAAACCGCCAAGAUGAGUAUCAUGUCGUAUAACGGAGGCGUCGUGAUCGCCAUGAAGGGCAAAGAGUGCAUCGCCAUCGCGGCAGACCGGCGCCUGGGCGCAAGGGGCCACACGAUCGCCCUGGACUUCCAGCGCAUCUUCGAGAUGGGCCCAAAGCUCUACUGCGGCCUCUCCGGCCUCGCCACCGACGUCCAGACGGUCUCGCAGCGACUGAAGUUCCGGAUCAACAUGUACGAGCUCCGCGAGGGCCGACGCAUCAAGCCCAAGACGUUCUCGUCGGUCGUGUCUAACAUUCUGUACGAGCGCCGCUUCGGCCCGUACUUCACGGAGGCCCUCAUCGCUGGUUUGGACCCGAUAACGAACGAACCCUACAUCGCAUCCACGGACCUGAUCGGCUGCAUCAGCGAACCCGAGGACUUCGUCGUUUCGGGGACGUGCGAAGAGCAGUGCUUCGGCAUGUGCGAGGCGCUCUGGGAGCCCGACCUGGGUCCCGACGAGCUCUUUGAAGUCAUCUCGCAGGCGCUCGUAAACGCUUUCGACAGAGACGCCAGCUCUGGUUGGGGCGGCGUGGUCCACAUCGUCGAGAAGGACAAGGUGACAACCAAGUACCUCAAGACCCGGAUGGACUAAGCUUGUUUUUUUUUUUUUAUUGCGUUUUCCUUGUACCGCCUGCUGCCUACCCUUCGAAUAAAGUGAAUCAGAUUCUUUUUUUUUUGCAUUGGCGGAGGUCA